CGCGUACCUGCCACGACCAUCCAUCUUACCCCAGAACAGUCUCAUUUAUUCGUAUUCCGUUUCACUUCAUAAAUCCCUCCAUCCCCACAUUUCCCUGCGGACGACAAUACAUACGAAAUGUCCGAGAAACUCGAACCGACAUUGCAGAACAUACUGGAGCAGAAGUCAUUGAAAUGGAUCUUCUGCGGCAAGUUUCCAUCCUCGCAGUCAUUCCAGCGAUCGCUGUAACUGAUAUUUCAGGCUGAAUAGGUGGAAAGGGUGGUGUUGGUCAGUCACAAUUGUCAGUCUUCCGUAUGCGACGCCGAAAUGAAUAUGGUAUGAUCGGUCAGGCAAGACGACCACUUCGUGUUCUCUGGCCAUUCAAUUAGCGAUGUGUCGUGAAUCUGUUCUUCUUAUCGUACGUUUCGUUCAUGUGCACGAGUUUAUACUGCUCAUCCUUGACGUGACGGUCUACAGUCAACCGAUGCAACGAAAGUGAAUGGGUUCGAUAACCUUUAUGCCAUGGAAAUUGACCCCACGAGUGCGAUACAAGAGAUGGUCGAACAGUGUACGUCCGCUGAGUCUUUGCCAUGUCUACUGUUUGUUGAUGGCAAGCGCAGCCGAUUCAAAUGGGAUGAUGGGUAGUAUGAUGCAAGACCUUGCGUUCGCCAUUCCUGGUGUGGACGAAGCGAUGAGCUUUGCGGAAAUCAUGAAGCACGUUAAAUCGAUGGAGUAUUCCGUGAUUGUAUUCGACACUGCACCGACCGGUCAUACCCUCCGUUUCCUCUCAUUCCCUACCGUCCUUGAGAAGGCUCUCGGCAAGCUCAGUUCGCUAAGCGGACGCAUAGGACCCAUGUUGAACCAGAUGACAAGCUUAAUGGGCGGCCAGGUGGAUGCAACAGAAGAUAUGUUUGCCAAGCUUGAGUCGAUGCGUGCAGUCAUCACCGAGGUCAACACACAGUUCAAGGAUCCUGAAAAGACGACUUUUGUUUGUGUCUGUAUAUCUGAGUUCCUCUCGCUGUAUGAGACGGAACGCUUGAUUCAAGAACUCACGACGUAUGAAAUCGACACGCACAACAUCGUUGUUAACCAACUUUUGUUCCCCAAGAAGAGUUCGAAUUGCGAACAUUGUCGUGUUCGGCACAAGAUGCAACAGAAGUAUCUUAAUGAAGCACACGAGCUUUACGACGAGUUCUUCCACAUCGUGCAGCUGCCUCUUCUUACUGAAGAAGUCCGCGGGCCGCAGAAGCUGAAGGAGUUCAGUAAGAUGCUUGUAGAGCCUUAUAUCCCGGACUUGGAUUAGGCCAUUUACAGUCCAGAUAGUUCCAGGAUAUCAUGGUUCACGGAUUUUGGGUCUAUAUUGAGUGUGCGUAUACUCGUGGAGGGUGUGUAUAGUAUGAUGAACGGUCAAACAUCAUAUGCAAUUCUUGCGGGAAAAUGAUAAGUCACUGCUAAGGUAAGUCUGGAUGCCGAUGUUACCAUCCUGUGACCUAGGCUCCUCCAUUGUUGCGAUGGCCGUAUGUAUAACAGUAUAUGCGCGUGCUGCGCUAUCAACCUUCCACAGGAGUCUUGAGGUUCCACUUCGGAUCUAUCCUGCCGUCAUAGGUGUCGUUUCGCGGACGCUACAUCAACCUUCCGUAAUGACAAGCUGACAGUCGGACGCUCGAGCAUACUUCGCAAAGGCGAUAAAAUUGCGCUCGUUUUCGAUGAAGAAUAGAGAGUUAAACGUGGCCCAAAUGGAAGCUCGAGCGGAUCUAUCAAAGUGUACAAAUUUCCACAGAGCACAGGAUACCCGUUGAACUUAUUUUCAAAGAGGACGGACGUUAACGAUGCAUCACCAAAUACGAAAGUCGAGUCGUUAUAUAUUCAAAGAUGAAAUGGAGGUUCACACUUACUAACUCUUAUGAACUCCGCGUGCAGGGAUGUAUGUACUGGUAUUUCGAUGGCCAGGAUGUAUGAAUUGCCUUCCAUCACGACAUCCUGGCCAAGUUAAAUGCAUGUACCACGCCGCCAAGGCAUGAUUUGAUUGGAGCUAAGUGUCUCCAACGGUAAACUAACGCUGACGGUUUUAUAAAAUAGCUCGAAAUAGCACCGUUCUCAUUGG
Molecule: messenger RNA, 2083 nt
Organism: Somion occarium
Lineage: Eukaryota; Fungi; Basidiomycota; Agaricomycetes; Polyporales; Cerrenaceae
Source: the annotation of a GenBank genome assembly